AUGUCGGAUCCUAGAGAGCUCAAAACAUCUCAGCGAGAAGAUUCUCAACCUGCUGCUACGAAAGAUGAAUCUCUGUCUCAAAAAGUUUGCAGUUUCUUCAAGAAGCCAUCAAAGGCUAAAAACUUAAGGAAAAGGCCGCUUCAUGCAGAUGAAGAAGUAGAUGGAGAUUCAGAAAGCGGAAGCUCUAUCUUUAAUAACUUAAAGAAAGUUGCUAAACCUGAUAGCAACUUGUUUUUCUCCUCUGGACCAUCCAAGACCUCUGCUGCAACGAGCGAAGCUUAUGAGAGAGCUGUCUUUCACUACGAUUCAUCCAAGGAGAUCCAGGUUCAAAACGACAGUAGAGCCACUGCAACUCUUGAGACCGAGACCGACUUCAAUCAAGACGCACGAGCAAUCCGCGAGAGAGUUCUUAAACGAGCAGACGAAGCAUUGAAAGGGAAUAAAAACAAGGCUUCAGAUGAGAAGCUUUACACCGGAAACCAUGGAUAUACAGAUCACAAAGCUGGGUUUAGAAGAGAACAAACAAUAUCCAGUGAGAAAGCUGGAGGCUCACAUGGGCCAUUAAGAGCUUCUGCUCAUAUCAGAGUAUCUGCUAGGUUUGAUUACCAGCCUGGUAUUUGCAAAGAUUACAAAGAAACCGGAUACUGUGGUUAUGGAGAUUCUUGCAAGUUUGUGCAUGACCAUGGGGAUUACAAACCGGGAUGGCAGAUAGAGAAAGAGUGGGAAGAAGCAGAGAAAGUUAGGAAGAGAAAUAAAGCUAUGGGAGUUGAAGAUGAUGAUGAAAAAAAACAAGAGCCUUUUGUUGAUCCAGUUGUCACCAAAUGCGAGCAUUACUUCUGUGAGCAUUGCGCUUUAAAGAACCAACGAUGGGGAUUUUCAAUGCAGCACAUGAGGAGGAUGGGUGAAGAAGGGAGUAAAGCUCAAGGAUUUGGCUUGUAUGUUGUGAUGGCUCUUUGCAUAUCGGGCCUUGUUUUGCCCCAUUUCAAAGUGUUGGUGAGGAGUUAA
Eruca vesicaria subsp. sativa (arugula) is the source of this 1005-nucleotide messenger RNA. NCBI's taxonomy places the organism in Eukaryota, Viridiplantae, Streptophyta, Magnoliopsida, Brassicales, Brassicaceae. The record is from the annotation of a GenBank genome assembly.